UGUGUCGUCUGCAAGUAUUUCGAUCGUCUCAGUUUGUACGGUGCAUACAAAUAUAAUGGCUGAAGUUCGGGAAAUUAUAGCUGCAGAGCUCAAGCUUACGAAAGUAGAGCCCUGGAAAAGAUUAAAAGGGGGCUGUAGCAGCAAUAACUGGGCUUUUAAAACUGAAAUUGGGGAAAUAUUUGCGAAAAUAGAUAGUGACAAGCAUGGUAGAGAUCUUUUACUUGGUGAAAUGAAAUCGUUGGAAAUGCUUCAGUCUGCAGAAUCUGUGCGUGUGCCAAGACCAAUCAAGAUUAUAUUUUCACAAAAUACUGCAAUCCUGAUAACAGAAUACAUAAAGUUUAAGGGGUUAGAAGUCUUUCAAGGUGAACUUGGGCAACACCUUGCCAUGCUCCACUUGAGAAACUUGCAGUUACUUAAGGAGAAUGCUGAUCAAGCAGUAAAGCAAUUUGGAUUCUAUGUUAAUACCUGCUGUGGGAAAAUUCCUGUUGAUAACCAGUGGAAUGAAGAUUGGAUUAAUUUUUAUUGCAAGCAGAGAUUGAAACCACAAGUUGAAAUGGCCGCUAAAAUGUCUGGAAACCGUGAGGUGGAGACGUUAUGGUCUCAGCUAGAACCAAAAAUCAAGCAGCUCUUUCAUGGAGUAAAUGUUCAACCUUCGUUGCUACACGGUGAUUUAUGGAGUGGAAACGCUGGAGAAACGGAAACUGGGCCCGUUAUUUUCGAUCCCGCUUCGUUUUAUGGCCAUCACGAAUUUGAUUUGGCUAUUACUCGUAUGUUUGGAGGCUUCGGCAGAGAAUUUUAUAAGAGAUACCACCAACUUAUUCCGCGCGAAGUGGGAUUCGAGGAAAGGAAGUCUCUGUACGAACUGUUCCAUUAUCUCAAUCACUGGAACCACUUUGGGGGCGCGUACGAGGAGCAAAGCUUGAAAAUAAUGCGACGGCUAGUCGCGAAUAGCUAAUGACCAGAGAAAAAAUGUACUCCAACGGUGCACCUUAAAAUUCCAGAUUAAAAACGAAGAAAGCAGUUUAUUCUUUUUACUGGCCACAUUAUUUUAUAAAUAUAAUAAUCAUUUAUUUCCGAAUACCAAAUUUACGCAAAGGUGCUCCUAACGUUGACAUUCUCAGUCGCCUCUAUAACGUUUUUGUUCCUUCAGUUUUUUCUGACGAUAAAGAUUCCCGGAGCCGAUUUUCACGAUUGGUGAGAUGAGGCAUCUGAAGAAUAGGUAAUCCAAGUGAUUUACCUAAACAGAGAAUGCAAAACGAUAAGCUUGGAUCCCUUCAAAAAAUACAAAUAUUUUUCACGAAA
This is a messenger RNA of Daphnia magna, 1302 nucleotides long. Its product is annotated as fructosamine-3-kinase. The transcript is spliced from 7 exons. NCBI's taxonomy places the organism in Eukaryota, Metazoa, Arthropoda, Branchiopoda, Diplostraca, Daphniidae. Bases 56 to 955 code for a protein of 299 amino acids. The record is from RefSeq and is a predicted model, not a curated record.